Magallana angulata is the source of this 1496-nucleotide messenger RNA. Its product is annotated as fibrinogen-like protein 1. The record is from RefSeq and is a predicted model, not a curated record. The coding region runs from base 92 to 1141 and encodes 349 amino acids. The transcript is spliced from 7 exons. NCBI's taxonomy places the organism in Eukaryota, Metazoa, Mollusca, Bivalvia, Ostreida, Ostreidae.
AUUAUCUUAGCGAAAUGUAAUGAGGAAAUGUAUUGUUUCUACUGGAUGAGAAUUUUCAGCAGGAAAACAAGUUAAAUAGAGUUCUCUUUGGAUGCUUGGAUUUAAAAGCAUUUCGUCCGAGAAGAUGUUGACUUCAAUGUUCCUCGUCGGAACUGUGUUUUGUCUGAUUGGCGGUUCUGCUGACGCUGUCGCUUUACAAAUAUCUGAACAUUUUUUUAACGAAGGAGAUGUUUCAUAUGAAAACGAUAAUAGAACCCUUUUAGAGGUAAACACGUCCAGAAAAAUGACCAAUGCCCAAUGUGCAGCAAAAUGUCUAGAUGACCUGUCCUGUAACGCUAUAGAACUGUGCCCCACGCCGUCUGGACAGACAUGUAGACUCAGCAGAGGUUGGAAGAACACCGGCAAUACACUGUCUCACUCCACGUGUAGACGCCUGCAAAUGGUUGACGAAUGUGAAGGAGAAGGAUAUGUUGACAGAAGAAAUGGGAUUUGUACCUACGAUGAAUGUCAAACAUGUGACUGUGUCUCUCAAUUCAUGGGAAAGACAGGAGUGUACGGUAUUGUUAUAGGCGGGGAUCCCAAAAAGAUUUACUGUUCUUUCGAGGGAAGGUACACCUGGACGGUUAUUCAAAGAAGACACGAUGGAUCAGAGAAUUUCUACAGGAACUGGACAGAUUAUGAGUUUGGAUUUGGAUCACCUGCAUCCGAAGUCUGGUUAGGAAACAAGUACAUCCAUCGUCUGACCGCUAACGGUCACAAUGUACUGAGGAUUGAGUUGGAGGACCAUGAUGGAAACAAGCGGUAUGCUGAAUACAGCAGUUUUACCGUGGCUGACGUCACAGACAAUUACAGGAUCCAGGUGUCUGGAUACACUGGAGAUGCUGGUAAUACCUUAGAGAAAACUUGUUAUUAUUGUAACAAUGGCCAACCCUUUACCACCUAUGACAGGGACAAUGACAAUUAUAAAGGCAAUUGCGCUGUAUGGGCCAAAGGAGGCUGGUGGCACAAUGGAUGUCAAAAUAGCUGUCUGAAUGGACUGUAUGGUGAUAACGGGUAUGCGCAGGGAGUUAACUGGGAGGACUGGAAGAAUUUAAAAUACUCCUUUAAAUUGUCUCUCAUGAAAGUCAAAAGAUCGUUAUAAAAAGCAAGCAUAACUCACAGUAUUUGUCCCGUUUCAACUUUUUAGUUUGAAUUGAGUGUUCGUCUUGUUGGAAUUUGACACUAAUAUUCAACGAGGUUUCACAGGCCCGUAAAACAAGCAUAUCAUUGAUUGUUAAAAACUUUAAUUAUUGAUACUACAAAAAUAUCGACGAUUUCCUAUUUUGGGAAUGUAGUACUUUUAUGAAAAUUUAUGACGUGUGUAACAGCUUUCAAGAUAAAUGAUGUUUUUCUAUUGUCAAGCAGUUUAAAAGUUUCAUUUGUAUAUAAACAUUUACUUGCUUGUAGUUAUAACUGGGAUAUAAUUUAUUUGUAUACUUGUCUUAGCACCUUUUGUA